Molecule: messenger RNA, 1059 nt
Organism: Rotaria socialis
Lineage: Eukaryota; Metazoa; Rotifera; Eurotatoria; Philodinida; Philodinidae
Source: the annotation of a GenBank genome assembly
AUGCAUUUGCUGAUCAUUAAUUUCUUAUCCUUUGAUCUGAUCCAAUGUAGGAUCAAUUGGAAAGGAAAUAACUGGGCGAAUGGUUGUGAUUUCAAAGGAAAUGAUCUUUCACAUGUUCGGGUUUCAGCAGAACAAUGUGGUGGAAAAUGUGCUAGCACACAUGGAUGUACUCAUUUUUCUUGGAGCAAAUGGAAUGGUGGUACUUGUUGGAUGAAGAAGGGUCAUGUUUCUAAAAGCAAUGCGUUCUCUACAAAAGAUUGGAGUAUGGUCUGUGGUGUAAAAGAAUCAAGUAAAGGCGAAUGGGUUCGUGUAUGGGAAGAUAAUUUCGAUUGGAACGGUGGAAUCGAUACUAAUAAAUGGGAAUUUGAUGUCGGUGUCGGUGAAAAUGGCUGGGGAAAUAAUGAGAAACAAUACUACACAAAUAAUCGCGUGGAAAAUGCUCGUUGUGAACUAUUUCCAGGGAGUAACAAUGGCCGUCUGAUUGUAGAGGCACGCCGAGAAAAUAUGGAAAAUUGUCAAUUUACUUCAGCUCGUCUUAAGAGUAAAGCCAAAUGGACAUAUGGACGUUUGCAAAUUCGGGCCAAAUUACCGACAGGUCGUGGUCUUUGGCCAGCUCUUUGGAUGUUACCAGAAAAGCGUACGUAUGGUAAUGCCUAUUGGCCAGAUAACGGUGAAAUCGACUUAAUGGAACAGGUGGGAUAUGAUCCAUUCCGUAUUCAUUCAACUGUACACACACAAGCAAAUAAUCAUAUGAAAAAUAAUCACCCCAGCAAUUCCAUAAUUGUGAAUGAUGCUGUUUCAAAUUUUAAAAUUUAUACACUCGAUUGGAAUGCUGAUAAAAUUGAAAUGUUUGUUGGCGAUAACAAUAAUCCUUUAGCUAAUAGAAUUUUUAUUUGGAAUAAACAGGGAGAUUGGACAAAAUGGCCAUUUGAUAAGCCAUUCUUUAUUAUUAUCAACAUUGCUGUGGGUGGUAAUUGGGGUGGUGCACAAGGUAUUGAUGACAAUAUUUUUCCUCGUCGAAUGGAAAUUGAUUGGGUGCAUUAUUACCAACGACGUUAA